CACCAGAUAAGUCAUAAACUAUAAACAAGGGUUUCAAAAUCUUCAUUUUUACAUGAAAAAUUCUGUACAGCUGGAACUUUAUAAAUUGUGUUAAAGUUGGAGCUAUAUCUAUAAAGGAAUGAUGCUAUUUGUGACUAUAAAAUUGUGAAAUUUUUUGGGAAACAGAUUUAGAAAAAAUGUUCUUUUGUAAACAAUACCAAACAAGUCAAUUGACGAAUCUUUUAUUAUUUUUCAGUCAAAACAAAAACAUUUACUCAUAAUAAUUAUAAUCUUGUUUAAUACAAUAUUCGACAUGUUAUCAAUAAGAAAUGAGGACAAUAAAUCAAAUAUAGAUUAUUCCGACUACAGUAGGUACAUACUUAGCAUUAAAUGUCUAGCUAACAUUGAGUAGUUGGCGGCCGCAGUGAACAUUCUAAUUAUUUGUCAUUAUGGAGCAAGUCUCAAAUAGUGUAAAGCCAACUUAUAGCUCUUUAAGAAGAAGUCUUCCUCAAAUUAUAGCUGUGUGUAUAAAGAAUUGCCUCUUAUUCGUCCACGGGAUGAGUUUGGGGUUUCCAACUAUUUUAAUUCCAGGUGUUUCUGGACGUGAUCUAUCAGAACGCGUUUUAUUGAACGAAGAAGAAAUAUCGUGGAUAAGUUCUUUGAAUCUAAUUUGCAUUCCUUUGGGAUGUCUGGUGUCGGGGUCAGUUACUCAAGCCGUUGGUAGAAAACGAGCGAUGCAGUUUAUCAAUAUUCCUUUCAUUACAGCAUGGAUUAUUUUAACUUUUUCUACCACCGUAUGGCAGAUAUUUUUAGCUCUUUGUAUAUUAGGAUUUAGUGGAGGUUUAAUGGAAGCUCCGGUAUUGACUUACGUGGCUGAAAUAACCCAGCCACAUUUACGAGGCAUCCUAUCCUCCACCAGUACAAUGUCAGUAACAUUAGGAAUGUUGAGUCAAUUUAUACUAGGAACAUGUACUAGUUGGCGUACCGUGACGCUAAUCAAUUGCAUAGUACCGAUUUUAUCUUUUAUUUCACUAACUUUCGUACCGGAAACUCCGGUAUGGCUUUUGUCUAAAAACAGAUCAGAAGAAGCGAAAAGAAGUAUCGUUUGGUUGAGAGGGUGGACCUCCGUAGACGACAUCCAAGACGAAUUCCAAGAACUCAGUAAACAAAUCCAUUUGAAUCAAGAUAAUGUGAACAGCAGAAUCGAAAAAUUGAGUGUAUUUACGAAAAGGAUUUUCCUAUAUCCUUGUCUACUUAUUUCUUUCGUUUUCGUGUUGAAUACUUUCAACGGUUACGGUCCUUUUCAAGUUUACGCUAUCAAAAUUUUCGACGCGAUGCAAGUUUCUUUGGAUUCUUAUCGUUCGACGAUUAUUGUCGGUGCUAUGCAACUUGUCGGUGCCGUGGUUUGUGUUACGUCUAUCAGUUUCCUUGGGAAACGGAAACUCAAUUUUUUCUCUUUGUUUUUAUCGGGAAUUUGUUGUUUUUCCGUCGCCACUUACGCUUAUUUUAAUAAUAUCAAUUAUUUCGAUGAAACCAACACUUCGGAAGUUAAUCCCUAUAAUUGGAUACCGACUCUAUUUCUCAUAUUAUUCGGUUUUUUUUCUUAUCUAGGAAUAAGAGUUUUGCCUUUUAUUCUUAUCGGGGAAAUAUUCGCGGUGGAAAUUCGAGCGUUUUCCUCCGGAUUUUCCGCUGGUUUGGGAUACGUUGUUGGAUUCGUAGCCAAUAAAACUUUUUUAACCAUGGUUGGUACGUUCGGUUUACCGGCUGUUUUUUGGUUUUAUUCUGCAGUAGGGAUUUUGGGUACGUUGGGAUUGUAUUUCGCACUUCCGGAAACCGAAGGGAAAAGUUUGUAUGAAAUUAGCGAACAUUUCGCCGGUAGAUCUCGACUUAGGAAUAGCGUUAGAAGGAAAAGUGAAAAAUCUUCACGAAUCGAAGAUGGAAUUCAUAAUAUAGCUUUUGAAACGGACGAUAAAGUCGAAAGUAGGUUAUGAGGAAAGUUUUUUUUUUAAAUUUGAUGUAAAUAACCGUCGAAUUGUGUAAAUACAUUUUUUUAAUGUUCCUUUACUUAUUUCUCUCCCUAUAUCUCUUUUUUUCAUUUUAUUCAACCAUGGGACACUUAUAAAGGUCUUAAGUUGAUCCCCGAAAAAGUGAAUUAAAUCACCCCUCUAUUAUGGAUAAUUUUAUGUAAAAAUUUAUUUAUUUUCUUAAUAAAUGUUUUUUAAAAAUAA
Messenger RNA from Diorhabda sublineata, 2207 nucleotides. Its product is annotated as facilitated trehalose transporter Tret1-like. Gene Ontology annotation, molecular function: transmembrane transporter activity. The record is from RefSeq and is a predicted model, not a curated record. Gene Ontology annotation, biological process: transmembrane transport. Gene Ontology annotation, cellular component: membrane. The transcript has 4 exons. The coding region runs from base 429 to 1970 and encodes 513 amino acids. Lineage: Eukaryota; Metazoa; Arthropoda; Insecta; Coleoptera; Chrysomelidae.